Myxocyprinus asiaticus (Chinese sucker) is the source of this 5520-nucleotide messenger RNA. Its product is annotated as fibronectin type III domain-containing protein 9-like. Bases 3695 to 4360 code for a protein of 221 amino acids. The record is from RefSeq and is a predicted model, not a curated record. NCBI's taxonomy places the organism in Eukaryota, Metazoa, Chordata, Actinopteri, Cypriniformes, Catostomidae. Gene Ontology annotation, molecular function: protein binding. The transcript has 2 exons.
UCACAUUCGAAAGAAAAGAGUUAAUAUAAUGUUGCAAGCAACACUGAUGAUUUCAUGUUGAAGCAGUGUGUCAUUUCCAUAACUUUUCCAGUUGUUUGUGAUUACUGAAUUAUCAUUCAAAUUUAUCUUAUGAAUCAUUCAGAACAAUUUGUUAACCGGUUAGACAGAUUCAUUAAAAGAAAUGACUCAAAGGACGAUUCACUCACCAAUCUGACUUUACUAUGGCUUGUGAGCAUGUUUUAUCUAUACAAGUGCAAUAAGACUUUUCUCUCAGAGGACUCGAUAGUAUGGAAUAACAUGAGUUAGUGAUAGAUUAGUUUCCCUUGGUGUAAGCCCCAUCCUACAGUUCAAGGUCAGGAUUCUCACUUGAACUAUCAGAUCCUGCCAGAAGGCAAUGAUGGCAGGGGAGAGGAGCUUACCCCUUACAGCUGGAUGGGACCUAAACUGGUGGUGUUGGGGUGGCGGUGGUUGAAAGCAACAGACGUAAUGAGCUAUGAGAAACAGCUGUGGGACCUUAUAAGGCAUAGGCUGAUCAUGAUUGGGUGAGAUGCUGGAUUAAUGAUGUAUGACGUAAUGCUUACUAUGAGUCCUCUAUGAUAAUUAUCGCUUAGGCUUCCAUUUCCAGGCCCGAAUUUUUAAAUUCCCUAAUAUUUCCAGGUUUUUGGGUGACAGUGUUAACCCAGCUUUAACCCAUCUCCACAUAUUUUGUUUAAAAUUUAACCCCUGCUCUGAAGUGUUAGGGUUAGUCAACUGACCAGUGAAACUAAACAUACUGUACAACAUAUCAAUAAAACUCAAUCUGAAGACUACAUUGUGGAUGAAAAUCUGUGAAAUUAUCCAGAAGAGAUUUAAACAUGUUGACAAUGCUAGGCUGAACUAAAAGUACUACACUUUUUUUAUUGACAGAUGAAGCAUUAACAAUAGCUAGAAAAAAGCUUCUUUGUAAAAAGCUUCAAAAAGAAAUUUAGUACACAAGGGGUGAGGGGUGUACUGUAUAAAACACUGAGAAUGAUGGCUGUUUUAAUUCUGUGGAAAUCUGCAGAGCUUUCUGCUGGUGCAUAUUCUGUGUGGGACUGCUCAUAAGUUUCAUUCACCUUUUGUUAGUGUUAUAUUACUGAAACAAAAUGAAACAAAAACAGCACUACAUUUCAUGGUUUAUCAAAUCAAAUUACUGUUAUGAGUGAAAACAAGACUGCAGAAAAUCAAGUUUCUGUCUGUUCCUCUAAUAAGUGUGCAGUAGUAGUCCGAUGAGUGAUUAAAGAUUAAUCAUACAUUCACAAGCAUACAGGCUGUAGGCGGUGUGUCAGUGACUCAGGGGAGACAGGUCACCAGUCCGAGGGAGUAAUUCAGAUGAGAUGGAGGAGGAAUAGUGCCAUGAGCUCCACCAAUGAUGGAGAGAGCAAGGAUGCAUAAGAGACUAAGGAUAGAAGAGCUUUUCCUGUGCAGCGGUGUGGAUGUGGAGUUUUUGAAGCGGGAGACUUGAGCCAUGCCAAACAGGCUGCAACAGAUCAGAAUCUCCGAAUGCUCCAGGGGGUUUCUGUCUAUAACACAACGGCAAGACCGAUCUGUCCAUGAGGUGACUCUUCUCAUCUCUUUCGGUAAGACUGUUACUCAUUUCUAUCUCCAUCACUCCUACAAUGAGUUUUUUUUUUUCCUUCACAUUUACCAUGGUAUUAUUAUGGUUUUGUGGACACGUACUAUGGCACUAUAAUGUUUUUUUGUUUUGGACAUGCAUUAUGGCAUUAUUAUGUUAUUUUUUUGGACAUGUACCAUGGUAGCGCCAUGGUUUUCUUGGAAGUACCAUGGUGUACCAUUUCGAUACCAUGGUACAUGGUUUUCAGUACCAUGGUUUAAGCAUCUGACACCAUCAUCAUACCUUUUUUGGAAGGAUCAGUCUCUUAGACUCCCAAAGAAAUUUAUGAGUGGUUUAUCUAUAAAGUGUUGUGAAAGAUUUAAAUUCAGAUAAGUCUUUUGACUUACUACUAAAAUCAUUUUCAGCUAUCUGGAUUGGAAAAAAAUUUAAAGAGUGACAGAAUACGUGUCCUGUUUUUCUCACAUAUGAGAGACCUUGUGUGAGUGUUAUUGACUGUUUGCUUCUGAAAUAUCAAAAUGCUCAAACUCUUGUAUGGUUCAUAUCAAGUAAUUACAGUGUGCGUGUGUAGCGUACAGGGUCACCACUCAUCUACACAAAUGUAAUGUGGUGAUUCAUUGAUUAUUUGAGUUAAUGGGCUUCCAACACAUUAAAGCCUUGAGUGGCAAGAGAAACAAAACAGAUGGUGUGCUGCAUCUGUUACAACAGAAAAAAAAUGUAAAAGGUGAAUUUCCAUUUUCAGGAAUUUCAAAGCAGCAGAGUUCUUGAAGCAGAUUAUAUUUUAAAAUAUAAAAAAUAAAAAAAACAUUACACAUGAACAGAAAACAGCUGCUGCUAAAGCUAAAAUUCACUCUCUUAUUCAUGAGAUAAAUCAUGCAGCGUUAAUCCAUCUAACUGGGUUUGUUCAAGCUUAAUCCAUGGCUGAUCUUAAAACAGUACAGAGAGAAUAAACAAUUAUUAGAUCAAACGUUUCUUAUGUCAUAUAUGUACCAUGACAUUUACAUCAUUUUAAUCUCAAAAUAAUAUUCAGAUUGAUGGGGGGAGUAGUGUCAUUCAAUAAUUAUGACUCCAGAGAAUCCCUUAAGAACUUUUCUCUUGGCAAGCAGUUAUAUGGAUGCAAUGUCAAUUGGAAACUUCUCUCCAACUCAUUCACCUAAUCCUGCUUUAGAUAACUUGAUACCUUGUUUUGAAAGUCAGCUACAAAGCAAUCAAAGCAGCUAAAUAAAUAAAAUCUGUUCUUGUACUCUCUCUCUCGUACUCAAUAACCCGUUGCUUUUCCCCACUAGAUAAAGCUGCUUUAGCUAACAAUGAGAUGGAGCAGGGCAUUUGUACAUGAAUGUAAAAUAAAAUUGAAAAUACAAGAGGAUAUAACCAAAGAAACAAAAACAUAUUUUGAGUUAGCUGCUUAACCAUAUUAUAGAAUCACUUUAAAGGGAUAGUUCACCUACAAAUGGUGAACUAAUGGAAAUAUGGUAAUGGUAACAAGGAAAAAAGAUGCAAUGCAAGAGAAUGGUGACAGAGACUAUUAGCCCCUAACAUUCUGCCUUACAUCUCCUUUUGUGUUCCACAAUAGAAAAAGUAAUAUGGUUUGGUACAACAUGAGGGUCAGCAAUUGAUGACAGUUUAUUUUUUAUUUUUGGGUAAACUAUCCCUUUAAAGUCAAAUUAGACAGAAAAGAACCCAAUGAAAAAUCAGUUAUUGUCAAACCUGAUUUUACACAAUGUAAGACUGGAUGAGCUGAAAAGGGUCUUUUCAGGCCAAAACAUCUGCAGUUUUUAUAGCAAAGCUGCAGUUCUUUUUAUAUCCCUGACCUCAGCCAUCAGUGUUACCGAUGAAAUCCUUUGGACAAAAAGUACUUCAGUUAAAAAUCCAAUGUCAGCCCUAAACUGAACAAUUGAAGGUUCUCUGCUCUUUAAAACCCCACUAUCAUGCCUGAAGCAAGCCCAUUAUAAAAGUGUUAGGGUUGCUUUGUGCCAAUUCAUGUUCAAGGUUGGAACUGAUCUGAAUAAAUAUAUUUUCUCUAUUCUUCCAGAUUCUUCUGCAUGUCUAAUCAAACGCCUUGAUCAUACAACUGUUCAUUAAGCCCCAACACACAAACGCAACAUGACAAUCACCAUUCAGAACGUCACUGCCACCUCUGCCAUCGUCAACUGGCCCUCAUCCCCCAGUUGCAUAGACACGUUCUACAGCGUCAUGUACAACCUAAACUGGAACAGCCUUCCGAUGGGUUACACGCGCAAGAGCUUCCUGCGUGAGGACAGGGUUCCUGUGAGCCAGACCUCAACCAGUGUGGGCAACCUCAGUCCACAGACUACUUACAUCCUGUGCGUCACCUGCCAGUCUGCCAACCCCACCAGAGAGCAGUGCCAGGUCUUCAGUACCCUGGAUGAGGGAACAGAGCUUGGAGAGAACGGUAGGGAGCUGGCCAUGGGAGUCUGGUUGGCCAGCAGUAUCCUUCUUCUGAUCAUUGCCUUGGCUCUGCUUUGGGGAUGUCUCCACACUAUGUGUCCAGCAAAGAGAGACACAGACCAGCACAACCAGCCAGGUUCUAACCCUCCUCACCUGGCUCUGAUGCCCAUGGGUGGGGAUGUGGCAAGUGAGGGAAGAAAACAUCUCUACAUGCCAAGCUGUAGCGAAAAGGAUGCUCUGAAUGCAACAGUGAUUGAGAACCCUUUUCGAGAAGAGCAAGAAAGAGAACUGGGAAAUGGGCCAAGUCGUGAACUUAGAACACAGAGCAGCAAACUGAACUUCGGGCCUGAGUCAGAAUAACAGGCCUGUAAAACCAUCACUAAUGUAAUGACCUCAAAAGUUCAAACUAUUAGAACUUACACAAUGAGGACAAUCACUGGAGUAGAAACCAUUUUGAGGAAAUGAGACCCUAAUUGUCUAAGCAAUUGCGCAGUGGAACAUGUGGGCUGAAGGAUGUUCCACUGACAUUUAAAUGUCAGAGGGAGAGUAGAGUCACAUGGGGUAAACUCCUCGUGGUCGCUAUAAUGUGGUUCAUUCUCGGUGGGGCGCGUGGUGAGUUGAACGUGGUUGCCGCGGUGGAUGGCGUGAAGCCUCCACACACGCCGUCUCCGUGGCAACACGCUCAACAAGCCACGUGAUAAGAUGCGCGGGUUGACAGUCUCAGAUGCGGAGGCAACUGGGAUUCGUCCUCCGCCACCCGGACUGAGGCGAAUCACUACAUGACCACGAGGACUUAAAAGCACAUUGGGAAUUGGGCAUUCCAAAUAAAAUAAAAAAAAAGAAGAAAAAAAAAAGAAGCCCCUUUCGCUUAUACCACAAUCCUAAGAACUUUAAAGUGCUCCAAGUAAAUAUUUUCACUUAUCAUCACCCAGUUAAAUUUUACACCUAAAGAUUUAAAUAGUACCUUUGCCAAAUAAGUUAAAAGUAUAAUUUGGCUUUCCAGGUGUACAGACUGUUCAUGUGCAGCCUAAUUUUCUAGCACAGUGGACAUAUUGUGCUAAAAGAGUAUCACAAAUGAGUAGAAAGGCUCAAGUGCUCGACAGUGUGUGAGACAGAAUGGCACAAGGGAAAAAAAGUAUACCCAAGCCUUAUUGACUCCAGUCAUAUCAGUGAUCUGGAUAAAACUAUUUUAUUCUACACAAGGUGGGUCGCCCCCCCCAAUGGUGGCCUCCACAUUGAGAUCACUUGACUAGCCUUGUAAAUUUGAGUUAAUAAAAACUUCAUGCCAAAGUGUCAGUAUAAAAUCCAAAAAAAAUAAAUAAAAAAAAAAAACGUUUGGAAAGACAAAAAAAAGAAAGUGCCAGUGAAACGUAAACAUAAAAUUACUUAUAACUUUGAAUGCAUAUGUGUUCAUUGUAUUGUCCCUGUGUGAACUGAGUCCCUGUUUAGUGUUAAAUGCAUUGAAAUGCAUCUUGCCUGCCUGUCUUGCAAAAUAAAAAGCAUCUUAUGGUUAUUAUGAA